AUGGCAGGCGACGAUGCGCCCGUCGAGGAUCCUUACGCCCCGGGCGAGCUCCCGGUGCUGCGCUACGCCGAGGAAAUCCUCCAGGCGGUGCGCACCAACCCGACCACGGUGGUGAUCGGCGAGACGGGGUCCGGCAAGACGACGCAGAUCUCGCAGAUCCUGCACCGCGCCUCCGCCACGUUGAUGCCGGACUCGAGGAUGGGCGUCGCGAUCACGCAGCCCCGCAGGGUCGCCGCGGUGUCCGUCGCGAGACGCGUCGCCCACGAGAUGGGCGUCAAGAUCGGAACUUUGGUCGGAUACACCGUCCGAUUCGAGGACUGCUCGUCCAGGGAGACGCGCAUCAAGUACAUGACCGACGGUACCUUACUCCGCGAGUGCCUCGAGGACCCGAACCUGUCCAAGUACGGCGUGAUCGUCCUAGACGAGGCGCACGAGAGGUCUCUCAACACCGACAUCCUCUUCGGCUUGCUCAAGGUGCUCGUCAAGACCAGGCAACCCGCGCUUCGCUUGGUGGUCACGUCGGCGACGCUUGAAUCGGAAAAGUUCAGCGCGUACUUUAACGACUGUCCCGUCUACCACGUCCCGGGUCGCGUGUACCCCGUGGAGCUGGCGUACGCCACGGAGCAGCCCAAGAACUACGCGGAGACGGCGCUCGAGACGGUGAUGGACCUGCACUGCUCUCAGGGCAGGGGCGACAUCCUGCUCUUCCUGACGGGCAAGGAGGAGAUUGAACGAACGUGCCGGCGACUGAAUGAGCGGGUGCGCGAGAUGCCCGAGGACGAGUGCCCGGACAUGCAGGUCCUGCCCCUGUACGCGGCGCUCUCGCCGGAGCUUCAGGCGAGGGUCUUCGCGCCCCCGCCCGCGGGGUGCAGGCGCGUCGUCGUCGCGACCAACCUAGCGGAGACGUCCCUCACCGUCCCCGGCGUCGUCUUCGUCGUUGACCCGGGCUUUACCAAGCAGAACGAGUACGACCCGACGACCGGGAUGGACUCCCUGAAGGUGACGUCCAUCAGCGCGGUGCAGGCGAGGCAGCGCGCGGGUCGCGCGGGGCGCACGAGAGCCGGGCGGUGCUUCCGUCUGUACACCCGCGAGCACUUCGAGCUGGACAUGCCGACGACCACGGUACCGGAGAUUCAGCGAACGUCGCUCGUGGGAACCGUGCUCUACCUCAAGACGCUCCGCAUCGAGGGCCUGGACGUCCUCGACUUUGACUUUCUCGAUAAACCGGACGUGGAGGCGAUGGGAGACGCGCUGCGACAGCUGUACGCGCUCGGCGCCAUCGACGAGGACGGCGCGGUGACCGAUCUCGGCCGCGAGAUGUCGCCGCUUCCCGUGGAGCCGCAGCUCGCGAGGGCGAUGCUCGCGGCUCGAAGGUUCGGGUGCGUCGACGAGAUGGCCACCGUCGCGGCGAUGCUGAGCGUCGAACGGGUGUACACCGGGAACGGGCCGCCGCGGGAGGGGGAGGGAGACGGCGACGGCGACCGCCGGGGGCCUCCGCCGGAGUCGUUGUGCUCGGAACACGAGAGGCGCAUGGGCGACCACGUCGUGUUGAUGCGGACGUACCAGGCGUGGGCCAGGGGCGGGCACAGGCGGGACUUCUGCGAGCGGCACGGCCUGAGCGACCGCGGGAUGGAAUUCGCGCGGGACGUGCGGAAGCAGCUGCUCGGGGCCAUCUGCGUCGGCUUUUGCAACCGCCUCGCCCGACGCCUCCCCAAGCACAACGGCUUCCGCACGCUCAACGAUAACGCGGUGCUCGCCGAGGUACACCCGUCGUCCGCUCGUCCGCUCGCGAACGAAAUCACCGGUUUGUUGCCCGAGUGGAUCGUGUACCACGAGCUGGUGGCGACGACGCGCGUGUUUUUGCGCAACGUCUGCGCGGUCGAGGCCCCGUGGGUAGCCCCGGUGACGGAGCGGCUUAGGGAAGUCGACCUGAAGCGGCUCAGCGGCGGUCGCGUGGCGACGAGGAAGGCGCGGGAGGAGGAGGCGCGGAGGGAACGGGCGAAAGAGGCGGAACGGCAGAGGAUAGAGAGCGGAGCGCGGAGGAACGACGACAAGACCGUGGACGACGCUAGGGCGAGGUACCUUGCUCGCAAGGCGGCGGCCGAGAAGGCGAAAAAGUGA
Molecule: messenger RNA, 2121 nt
Organism: Micromonas commoda
Lineage: Eukaryota; Viridiplantae; Chlorophyta; Mamiellophyceae; Mamiellales; Mamiellaceae
Exons: 2
Coding region: 1-2121 (706 amino acids)
Cellular component (GO): intracellular anatomical structure
Molecular function (GO): ATP binding; RNA binding
Source: RefSeq, a predicted model, not a curated record